CAUAUUUUUUUUUCCUCCUAACUCUCUCUCUCUCUCUCUCUCUCUCUCUGCACAGAGACAAAGGAAAACAAGUAGCGAAGAAAACAAAAAAAAAAAAAACCACUUUGAGAAACCUCUUUCUCUUCCUCUCUCUCUCUCUCUCGCCGUCGAUCGCCUGAACCCUAAUUCGAUCCACCGGAAACCAGAACAACUCCGCCGUGAGAGCAGUAGAUGAGCGUACGAUUGGGGAGCAGUUGAGAGAUCAAACGGGCAGGAUUUCGUCACCGGAUGGAGGGAGUGCAAAGCUGUUGCUUCCUUUGCUUUCAAAUGGGAUACACCCAUGGAUUAUGAUGACAAUGAUUUUCAAAGCCAGAAUCUUCAUUUAGCUGGUGAAGGAAGCACCAAAUUUCCACCGGUUUUGCAGCCAUAUGCUCUUCCCAAGUUUGAUUUUGACGACAGCCUUCAGGGGCAUUUAAGGUUUGAUAGCUUGGUUGAAACAGAAGUUUUUCUUGGCAUUGAAAGUAACGAGGAUAACCAGUGGAUUGAAGAUUUCUCUCGGGGGAGUAGUGGGAUAGAGUUCAAUUCAAGUGCAGCUGAAUCUUGCUCUAUAUCAAGGCGUAACAAUGUUUGGUCUGAGGCCACUUCCUCAGAAUCUGUUGAAAUGCUAUUAAAAUCCGUCGGGCAGGAGGAAACUAUUCUCAGACAAACUAUUGUUGAGGAGUCAGAUGCAUGUGAUGAACUUGGUUCCUUAACCAAGCAAAUGGAGCCUAGUCUGAAACAUGAUGAUGACAUUCUUCCUAAAAUAGGGGAUGAUACAGAUUUAAAGUCUACAUUACCACAGGAUGAGAUUCCUGAAAACUUUUCUGUGUUAAAAGAAGAUAUACCAGUUGAGCCUUGUGUUGAAGAUACUUCAAAAACUCAUGAAGAUGAGUUUUCUGUGGAUGGAAGAUCAGGUGAACUGGAUCCAAAUGCUGUCAGUGUAAAGGGUGGCUUACCUAUGAUUGAGGAAGAUCCGUUUGCUGAUAGCAAAUCUGAUGUUGCAGAUAGAAGAGAUAUCAAUCCUUUGGUUGAUGAAUAUGUGGAUCAUAGGACCCAAGAAGAUUUUUCUGCUUCAGGGAUGCAAGUUGAUAAUAAGGUUCCCUGUGCACAAAAUAUCAUUUCAAGUGGUGGUGAGCUGAACGAUGAAGAUCUCCAACAUGAGAUAGAUGAUGUUGGCAAUAUGAAUUUGGAUGGAUUGCAAACAAGAAAUGAUGAGCGAAAGGAAGAAUUUCAUGUACUGAGCAGAGAGGCAGAGAAUUUGGAUGGCAAUGCAGUUGAAAGUGGUACCUUUCAUUUGGAAAACCCUCUUGGCUCAACCUCAAAGGUAGAAUCUGUGGAAGAAGGAAAUGAUAUUGAAAAUCGUAUCAUUAAUGUGGAGGAACCUUCUAGUAUGGUAAACAAGGUUGUUUCUGCCUUGCAUACAGCGGAACAAUGCACACAGGAUGUAGAUUCCAGAAUUCCUGUGGAGACCAGGAAAUGUGAUGCGGUUUUGUUCAAAGACAAAGAGUUUGGUGAACCUUCUAAAGUAAAUACACAUGAGGUCUCACCAAUGGCCUUUGAAGGUGAUACUAAUUUUGAGGGUUAUGCAGUGCAAGUCAGUGGUCCUGAAGCUGGGAUCUCUGCAAGUGUUGAGCCAAAGGUGGAUGCCAUUGUGCAGCUAACAUAUGGACAGGAAAGUGUUGUUGAGAAAGAUAAUUUGUUAGAAAGUAGUCAACAAUUAGAUAAUGAGAUUUUAGUAAGUAAAUCUGAGGCAUCUUUGUCAUCCAAGGAGGAUAAUAAAGUUUCCAAAGUUGAAGAUAAAGAAAACAGUAGUAGUCAUAUGGGAGGUAUUUCUUCUGUGACAGUGUGUUCUUCAGCUGAAUUGCUUAGGGAAGCAUGUGAGACUGGAACUCUGAAAGUUGGUCAGGUUGUUUUUGGAGUGUCUAGGGAGAAUCUGGUUGCUGAAGACCAUGUCUCGUCUUCCAUUCUGGAUGAAUCCACUCAAAUAUGUGAAGCAGAUAAAAUCUAUGGACAAGGUGAUGUUCAUAAAUGUGAUAUAGAUGUUUCGAUUAGUGAUGAGAAGAGCACAAAGUUGCCAUCUGAAUCUAGUAACAUGGAUUGUGUGGUGGAUGGAUCUCUUAUCGUUGAUAAGGGAGCUGGGACCUCAUCUCAUUGUGAAGGUAGUGCUGGAAAUGAGCCCGUUAUACUACUUGAUGUCACUGUUAGCAAUGAAUCAGCAUUAAAUGCUACCUUGGAAAAUGCUAAGGUGGCAUCCUUUGACAUGACUGGUGUUCUCCAGCCUUCUGAGAAUGUUAAGACUAUAGAUGGGGUUGGUGAUUAUAAAGAGGUUAUAACAGUAUCUUCUGUUGGGGGUUUUACUUACUCUGAUAAGGAGUCUACUGCAACCAAAAUAUCUACAGAAGCAAGAUUAUCUACUUUGAAGGAAUCUUCAGAAUUGGAAACUGAGCCAGGUCCUGCUUCUGAAAGUGAAAAAGAUGCAUCUUUUGAUACUGUUGGAAAGCUUUUACAAAAGACAGUUCAUCAAUCGCUGCCAAAGGCAGAUACUUGUAAUGCAGAAAUUCAGAGUGAAGUUCAAACAGUGGUUGUUAAUGAAGUUAACCAGGAAUGCAUUAGGGGGACUGAAGUGCAUGCUGUUAUCUGUGAUGUAGCAGCAAAAGAGGGUGGUGCUGCUGAUGCAGUAACUUUUCUUGAAAAGCGUGAGGAGGCGACUGUAGAAGAGAAUCUUGAAAAGGCAUCCUCAGAAGCUUCAGGUUCCUUAUCUUCUGCUAUUUGUGCAAUGGAAAGUGGAAGUGCUUCUAGCAAUCCUGAUAAACCUACUGGUUCCCCUAAUAUUAUAACUACUACCGAGCUUUCUCAGAGUGAAAAGGAAAAGGAGGGAGUGAGGGCAUUAACAGAGGAAGAAGUUAACAGGUCCACUGAUAAGAAAGCCCCGGUUGCUGAGAUUGAUGAUGUAGAAACUAGCAAUUCUUUGUCAGUUUCUGGGGAUCCAAAAGGAAAGGACAGUUCCAAAGAUGAGCAGAGCUUCUCUUUUGAGAUUGGUUCAUUGGCAGAUUUGUCUAAAAAAGACACUGGAAAGAAUUCACAACCCUUUCCUUCUAUUUCUGCUGGCAAAGUAUUGCCGAUUGUAGAGGGUUCUCCUUCAACUUCUGGUUUAGGCCAAAUGGAUGCCAAGAUAUCACAAGAUAAUUCUACUGGAAGUCCACAAGUAUCUGAAGGACAGAUUACACGUGGUGGUUCAAAAGGUACUCAUGAGCGUAAGACAAGGCGGGCAUCUGGUAAGACGGCAAUUGGAAAGGAAACUCCUAAAAGGGGAAAUCAUGUGAAAGAAACAACUCCUACAAAACAAUCAGAAAGAGGAGAUAAAGCAGCUACUGCAUCCCUGAGCCCAUCUGCAAUUUUCCAGUUUGUGCAAUCCAGGGAAAUGCAGCAUUAUGGGCAUGUAGAAGGCAAUAGUACAAAGCCAAUUUUUGUUAUCACUGCUUCGGCAUCUAGUCUGCCAGAUUUGAAUACUUCAGCUUCACCAUCUACAUUGUUUCAGCAACCUUUCACGGAUUUACAGCAAGUGCAAUUGCGUGCUCAGAUCUUUGUGUAUGGAGCUUUGAUUCAAGGAACAGCACCUGAAGAGGCACAUAUGAUAUCAGCAUUUGGUGGACCUGAUGGUGGAAGGAAUGUUUGGGAGAAUGCCUGGCGUGCAUGCAUGGAAAGGCUACACAGUCAAAAGUCUCAUCCCGUUACCCCUGAAACCCCAUUGCCAUCACGUUCUGGUGCUAGGGCUCCUGAUCAAGCAAGCAAGCAAAGUACACUUCAAAGUAAAGGUGUCUCCUCACCUCUUGGUCGAACCAGCAGCAAGGGUACUCCAACAGUUGUAAAUUCGAUGAUACCUCUUUCAUCACCAUUGUGGAGUAUGCCUAUGCCUUCUGGUGAUGCCUUGCAAUCUAGUGUCAUGCAAAGAGGUUCAGUCAUGGAUUAUCAGCAGACACAUAGUCCAUUGCAUCCUUUUCAGACUCCUCCAGCUAGAAACUUUGUUGGACAUAACACUCCGUGGAUAUCUCAGGGCCCCUUUCGUGGUCCCUGGAUGGCUUCUCCACAAACUUCUGCACCUGAUGCCAGUACUCGUUUACCUAACACAGAAGCAAUUAAGUUGACUCCUGUCAAAGAAUUUUCUGUGCCGCAUUCCUCUGGUAUAAAGCAUCCAGUGGUUCAUAGUGGGGUCCCUACUAGCACUUCCCUGCUUGAUCCAAAAAAGGUAACAGCAUCACCUGGAAAGAAUUCUACAGAUCCGAAGUCUAGAAAAAGAAGAAAAAAUCCAGUUUCUGAGGAUCUUGGUCAGAUUGUUUUGCAGUCUCAAUCUCAACCUGAGCCAGUUUCAACCCCUGCUGUUACUACACAUCUGCCCACUUCUGUUGCCUUUACAAUGCCCACUGGUUUUGCAUCUAAAGCCACUUCAGAAAAAUUUGUUAUAUCUGAAUCUCCUAUAUCAUCCAUGGAUCACCUCCAAAAAAAGGCAGACCAGGAUGUACAGCAGAGGGCUAGUUUGUCAGAGGAAACCCUUAGUAAAGUUAAGGAGGCUAGAUCACAGGCGGAGGAUGCUGCUGUCCUCUCUGCAGCUGCUGUUAGUCACAGCCAAGAAGUUUGGAGUCAAUUGGAAGAGCGAAAAAAUUCUGGAUUGGUGUCAGAUGUUGAAGCUAAAUUAGCUUCUGCAGCUGUUGCAGUAGCAGCCGCUGCUGCUGUUGCAAAGGCAGCAGCUGCAGCAGCCAAGGUCGCAUCAAAUGCUGCACUGCAAGCAAAGUUAAUGGCUGAAGAAGCACUUGUUUUGAAUGGUUAUGGCAAUCCUAGUCAAAGUACUGGAACUUCUCUUCCUGAUAGUAUGAAUAUUUUGGGACAGGCUACUCCUGCAUCCAUUCUGAAGGGUGAUAACAGAACAAACACCUCCAGUUCAAUCAUUAUAGCUGCUAAGGAGGCUGUUAGAAAAAGGGUUGAAGCUGCUUCUGCUGCCACUAAAAGAGCUGAAAAUAUGGAUGCGAUUGUAAAAGCUGCUGAGCUGGCAGCAGAGGCCAUAUCACAAGCUGGAAAGAUUGUUGCAAUGGGUGAUCCUUUGCCGCUGACUGAACUGCUGGAGUUUGGUCCAGAGGGUUAUUGGAAAGUAUCCAGAGAAUCUACUGAGCUUGUUGGGAAAUCAAUUGAGGUAAAUAGAGAACAAUUAAGCAAUGAUAUUGUUGGAGAGGGUCCAGAUACUUCUACAAAGCAUCAAAAAGACGGACCAUCGGUGAAAGAAACUAAGAGUACUACACAUGAGAAGUCACAUCUUCAAACAGAGAUGCCAAAGGAGUCAAUGGUGGAUCAUAUGAGAUUGGUAGAUGGAAUUUCAGCGCCUAUUCCAACUAAUGAAACAGAUUCAAGAGUUCAAAAGGGCCGAAAAGUUUCUGAUUUGGCAAAAACCAUUGGUGUGGUUCCUGAAUCUGAGAUUGGAUCAAGAUCUACUGUUCGGAAUGAGUAUGAAAAGGCAGCAGAAACUUUUAAAGAGGACAGCAUCAAGGAGGGUUCACAUGUAGAGGUUCUUAAAGAUACAGAUGGAUUUAAAGCAGCUUGGUUCACGGCCAAUGUAUUGAGUUUGGAGGAUGGGAAAGCAUAUGUCUGUUACACUGAACUUCAGACAGACAAUGUGGAGGGACAGCUGAAGGAAUGGGUGUCGCUCCAAGGCGAAGGAGACAAAGUGCCAAAAAUACGCACUGCCCGUCCUGUUACUAUCAUGCGAUAUGAAGGAACAAGGAAGAGACGUAGAGCAGCUAUGGGAGAUUAUAAUUGGUCUGUUGGAGAUAGAGUUGAUGCAUGGAUUAGAGACAGCUGGUGCGAAGGGAUUAUCACUGAAAAGAACAAGAAAGAUGAGACUGAAUUAACUGUCCAUUUUCCAGCUCAAGGAGAAACAUCAGUUGUAAGAGCCUGGCAUCUUCGGCCGUCUCUCAUUUGGAAGGAUGGGGAAUGGAUAGAAUGGUCCAAUUUGCGAGAAAAUGUCAGUGCUUCCCAUGAGGGUGAUAUGCCACAGGAAAAACGAAUAAAGUUGGGCAGUCCAGCAGCAGAGGCCAAAGGGAAGGAUAAGAUGUUAGAAAGUAAGGGUGUUGUAGAAUUAGGGAAAUCUGAGGAGUCAAGAUUACUGGAUUUAUCAGAGAAUGAAAAGUUGUUUAAUGUUGGUAAGAACACCAGAAACGAGAAUAAGCCUGAUGCUCUCAGAACAUUACGGACUGGUUUGCAGAAGGAAGGAUCAAGAGUUGUUAUUGGUGUUCCUAAGCCUGGAAAGAAGAGAAAAUUCAUGGAAGUAAGCAAACAUUAUGUUGCAGAUCGGGGCAAUAAAAUUAAUGAACCAAAUGAUUCAGUUAAAUUUGUGAAAUAUUUGAUGCCUCAAGGCUCAGGAUCCCGUGGAUGGAAAAAUAGUACUAAAAGUAGUAUUUUAAAGGAAAAACGAGUAGCUGAAACCAAGCCCAGAGGUCUUAAGACUGGAAAACCACUAAGUGUUUCAGGUAGAACUGUUCCAGCAAAGGACAACCUCUCAAUUAAUGCAGUUUCUGCUCCUGAUGAUGGCACUCUGACAAAUCACUUAGCAAAAGUCAAGGAUUCUGUAAGCCAUGCUGAGAAUGCAUCAGGAAAGCAUAACCAGUUUGAUAUUGGAUCGCUCUCUAGCACUCUGGGAACCGCAGAGGGCCCAAUUUUAUUUUCUUCACGGGCUUCUUCAUCAGAUGGAUCCUCCAAGAAAGUUUCCACAUCAAAUGCCAAAUCUGAGAGGGCUAAUAAAGGAAAACUUGCACCAGCUGGUGGAAAGUUAGCCAAAAUUGAGGAGGACAAAAUCUUUAAUGGUAGUUCUGCAAAAUCAACCUCUGAAGUUGUUGAGCCUCGUAGAUCUAAUCGCAGAAUUCAACCAACAUCAAGACUAUUGGAAGGAUUACAAAGCUCAUUGAUCAUCUCAAAGAUUCCCUCUGUUUCGCAUGACAAGGGCCACAAAAGUUCAAAUAGGAAUGCUUCUAGAGGGAAUAACCAUGGCUGAAAUGAACUUUUGCAUUGAGGGGUUCCAGUCAACAGAAUGUCAGUUGUCGGAUGACCACACAGCAAGCAUAGUUAAUAUGUAUAUUUAUAGUAGGGGAGAAAUUAGGAAUGGAAAUUCUUGCUUCCUUUGAUUUAGUCUUAAAAAUCUAGUCAGUAGAUGUUCAUAUUGAUUUUAGUUUCUUCAUAAUUAUGAUUCCCCUAGGUCCUGCCCUAAUAGGUUGUAUAUGGAAAAUUCUCCAUGUAGUUUGGCUUGAAAUCACCGAGGAAGUUUGCAAAUGAUCAAAAUCAUGGCAUGUUGCUUCGUGCCUUACUGAUAUUAACUUCUCUGAUAUGCUUUUUGUGUGCACGUGCGCAUGAGAGAGAGAGAGGUGUAUGCGUGCUGCACGCUAGUUGAAAGAGAACGGAUGCAUAUGCCUGAUACACAUGAGACUUUGUCCUGUGUAAUUCAAUGUGACGUCACUGUCACAGCCUGAGCUUUUAUCUUUCAUUUGCAAUCCCUCCUCCCAGAAACUGAAGUAUUAAUGUCAUAGUUCCUCUGGUUCUCAUACGUUCUCUCUA
Quercus lobata is the source of this 7611-nucleotide messenger RNA. RefSeq names its product G2484-1 protein. The transcript has 17 exons. Lineage: Eukaryota; Viridiplantae; Streptophyta; Magnoliopsida; Fagales; Fagaceae. The record is from RefSeq and is a predicted model, not a curated record. The coding region runs from base 320 to 7054 and encodes 2244 amino acids.